This is a messenger RNA of Mus caroli (Ryukyu mouse), 838 nucleotides long. It is a transcript of the gene Rps19bp1, whose product is annotated as ribosomal protein S19 binding protein 1. Gene Ontology annotation, cellular component: nucleolus. NCBI's taxonomy places the organism in Eukaryota, Metazoa, Chordata, Mammalia, Rodentia, Muridae. The record is from RefSeq and is a predicted model, not a curated record. Gene Ontology annotation, molecular function: enzyme binding.
CCGCCAGGGCGGAAGUAGCUCGCCGCGUGUGGGCGGGGCUCGGAAACAUGUCGGCGGCGUUAGUGCGGCGCGGUUUGGAGCUUCUGGAAGCGUCCGAGGCUCCCCGUGCGGUCCCCGGCCAGGUCCAGGCUAGCGGGACUCCGGCGAAGCGGACCCGGAGGGCGCGGGCCAAGGCCUCCCAGGCCCUGAAACUGCGGAACUCAGCGAAGGGAAAGGCGCCUAAGUCCGCUCUAGCUGAGUACCAGAAACGGCAGUGUCGAGACCACCUCAAAGCAAACCUGAAGUUUAUGACCAGCAUGAGAAGCACUGUGCCAGAGUCUGUGACCCAGCAGAUCCUGCAGCAGAACCAAGGCCGAAAAGCCUGUGAUCGGCUAGUGGCCAAGACGAAGAACAACAAGAAGAAGAAGGCUGAGGGCACUGUGUUCACUGAAGAAGACUUCCAGAAGUUCCAGAGGGAAUAUUUUGGCAGCUAGACUUCCUGGAGGAAUGGUGGGGACAAAAGGCACUAACCCUCCUUUGCCGGACUUCUGCUGUCCUGUGUCCCUGCAGUGAUGUGCCACGGGUGACCAGCAGGUGGCAGUGCAAAACUAGCCUGGCUCAGGAAGCCAUAUGCUGCUAUCCCAGGGACACUGGAACAGAGCUGCAAGCCCUGCAGCAAAUUUUCCCUCAAACUGAAGUGGACUUCUGGUUUGGCGGAGCCAUCAGCACCCUGCCAGAAAAGAUUCUGACCUGUCAGCUAUGACCAGGAUGGUGUCCCAGGGCUAUUUGGUACUGGGCCCACUCAGACCCCACCUCAAGGAGCUGGAAGUUCAAAUAAAUGUGAAUUUGGGUAAAUGUG